This is a messenger RNA of Salvelinus namaycush (lake trout), 8079 nucleotides long. RefSeq names its product trichohyalin-like. The coding region runs from base 556 to 6489 and encodes 1977 amino acids. The record is from RefSeq and is a predicted model, not a curated record. Gene Ontology annotation, biological process: intracellular signal transduction; activation of GTPase activity. NCBI's taxonomy places the organism in Eukaryota, Metazoa, Chordata, Actinopteri, Salmoniformes, Salmonidae. The transcript has 15 exons. Gene Ontology annotation, cellular component: nucleus; cytoplasm. Gene Ontology annotation, molecular function: protein binding; guanyl-nucleotide exchange factor activity.
AGAGAGAGAAUGAGAGAGAGAGAGAAUGAGUCAGCGAGCUUUAUCUCGGGGUCAACAGUAACUGAUCACGUCAGUGUGGGAGGAAGGAGAACAGAUUGAUUUGUGGGAUACAGUCCGCGGCCUUUCGUUUGCUUUGUCCAGAUUCCUCUGUUCAAUAACAGUGGCUGUGAAGACAAGACAGAGAGAAAAAGAGGAGGGGGAAGAUAAGUGUAAAUCUGUUCAGACUUGUUUGGGAAUUUGAGCAGGGAAGGAGGGAGGAGGAGUGAAACAGCAAAAGGGAGAAGAGCAGAGGGGAGAGGUUGACAGACAGAUCGAGAAGAAAACAGAUGCGGAGAGAGACAGAGGGUCAGGAUUGGAUUAAUGUUGAAAUAGAACUUUGUUCGCCUUUCUGAACCCCCCCCCCCCCCCCCCCCAGCAGAUCUGGAGAGGUAGGAUUGCUUGUGUUGUGCAAUCCUUGUUAGUUCACACUACUGAACUAACUGAGAGCUGCAGAGAGGAGGGAGACUAGACCUCCCUAGCGUACUAAACUCAGGUUCUAAAAAAAAGUAUGUUACCAUGGGGACCAAACGCCCCAGUCUGACUCCCUUUGACACAUUUGAUCCAUCCAAUCAAAGCGCUUCCUAUCGGAACCCUCAGCCAAUCAGCCAGAUCUCCCGCGAAACAAGUUCCAGACCUAGAACUGUGGCCCGGACAGACAGAGAGAGGGAGAGGAUCCGAGAGGAGGAAUGGAGGAGAGAAAGAGAAAUGGAGAGAUUGAAGGACAAAACAAGAAAUAGAAGAAAAGAGAUGGAACCCGGACCAAGAGAGAGGAACAGAGAGAAGGAGUGUGCCCCCAUAUCCAGAGGGAGGGAGGAGGAAAGGGAAUGGAGAGAGAGAGAAAGGGGGAGAGCGGGAGAGAGACAUGCCAAUGGAAGACCUACUUCAAAUCUGGAGAUCAGGAACGACAGAGACAGAGAAAAGGAGAGAAAGAAAGGAGACACGUUUCCUAGAAUGAUAAAACAUAGCAAAGAGAGAGACAGAAGAAUGAGUGCAUUUGUGGAGGAAGAUGUGGGGAAAGAAGGAGCGAGACAAUUGGAGAGACAGAAGGGAACAGAGAUGGAUGACUGGGAGAGAGAACGAGAGACAGCAGCAAAGAUACAGCGGUAUCGAGAUGCAGAGAGGGACUUCCAAAGGUACAGAGAGAGGGAGAGGGAGAAGGAGAGAAUCAGGGCACAGGAGGACGGGGAGAAAAAUGGAGGGAGGCCCAUGGAGGAUAAGACAUUGAGACGGAGGGAGAGAGCAAGGGAAGCGGAGCCAGAUUUCAGAGAGAGGAGAAGAGAAAGGGAUUCAAAGGGCAAUGACCUAUGGAGCAAAAGAGAGAGGUAUAUGGAUGGAGAGAGAGAGAGGUCAAAACUCCUGCAGGGAGAAAGGGAGGUUAGAAGAAGAGAGGGAAAUUCACAGAACUAUUCGGAUAGAGAGGGCGGGGAUGGAAGGAGGGAAGGAAAUACAGAGGGACAGAGGGACACCAGGAGUGAGGGAGACAGUGAUGGAGAGAAGUGGAAAGAGAGGGUGAGGGAUGACAACAGAAGAGAACUGAAACAUCCUCAUAGUAAAAGUGAGGGGGACAAUGAGGGGAACGCAGCAUGGGAUAGAGUGAGGGAGAAAGAGAAGGAGAGACAGAAAUGGAGAGGGGGGGAGAUAUACAGAGAGAGGGAUGGAAGGGGAGAUGCUUAUAGACAGAGAGUGAGGGAAGGGGACAGGGAUGGAAAGAGCGACAUGGAGAGAUACAGAGAGAGGGACAGGAGAAAAGUGAGGGAAGUGGAGAGAGAGAGGGAUGAGGUGAGAGAAGGGGGCAGGCGAGAGGACGGACCAAGGGAAAGGAGGGAUCCGGAGAAAGAUGGGGAGAAAACACAGCCCAAUGUAACAGGAGAGAGAGGGAAGAGGAUGGAUGGAGAGAGAUUCAGAGAGAGGGAGAGAUAUUCCAAGGGGGAGGAUGAGGAGAGGAGGCGCAGGGAGAAGAAGGACAGAGAGACAGAUCCCAAAAGGGAGGGAGGAGCAGACGGAGCUAGUCGAUUGCCGAGUGAGACAGCCCCAAGGGUGCCACCACGAGUGCAGAGCAGCGGAGAAUGGAGAAGUGACAUAGAGAGGGAAAGAAAAUGGAGAAGAGGAAGAAAAAGUCAUGAGGAGAAGGAGUCAGAGGGAGAUGUGGACAGGGGACAGAGAGAGUGUAGUGAAAGAGAGAGACCAGAUAGAGUGAGGGGGAGAGAAGGAGAGGAGGAGACGAUACCAAAGCGCCCUGAGCAGCGGAGGAUGUGGUUAUUACCACAGAAGGUCAGAUAUAACAAAGACUCCUCUUUAGAGGAUGAGGUUAGAGAGCGAGAAAGAGAUAGGCACACUAACAGAUGGAGAGAUAGAAGUGAAGAAGAGGACAGAUCCAUGGAACAAAGGACAGGCAGAGAAAAAGAGAGGAAGACAGAGGGAGAAGGACAAGAGGAUAGGUCAGUGGAACAAAGAAAGUCCAUAGACGAAGAGAGAGAAACUGAGAGGGAGGGAGGGAGGGAGAUGUAUUUGGAGAGAGGGUUAAAUGUAGAUGAAGAUGAUGAGACAGAAGCCUGGAGGAGUUAUAGCAGAGGAGAGGAACACCAGACUUACAGCGAUGGAGAGAGAGAGGAACGCUGGCAGAGGGACAGGGAGACGGAGAGAGAGAAUGUGACAGAUAACACAGAGGGUGACAGAGAGGAAGAAGGAGGAAGUGAUAGAUAUGCACUCUUCGAGAGUGAUGGAGGAAGUGAGAGAGAGUGGGAAGGAGGGCGAGAUAGAAUCCCUUCCUCUGAGGACGGCUUUAUCACUGUGUCCAGCGGUGGAGAAGAGGAGUUUGAGGACUGCAAGGAAUUCUUGGAAGUUGGGGUUGCUAACCAUGUUACCUGGCAACCUGUUAGCUUUCAGGGGAGCGAGGGAGAGAUGGAGAGAGGUGGAGGGAGAAGACAUGAAAGAGAGAGAGAAAGAACAGAAGAGCAGUUAGAGCAAAAAGAUGAUGCAGUGGAGGGAGAGGUGAAUGACGGAAAGGUGAAGAAGCAACCCACCUAUGUGUUCUGUGUGAUUGGACAAACAUUGCCCAGGUCAAAACCCAAUCAGACAGCAGUCUUGGGUGACAUGGAAUCAGAGCGGACCAAUCAAAAUCCUGGAUAUGGUCAUAGGGACAGUGGUGACAUCACACACCUCCCUCAUGAGAACCCUUCCAGAGAUGGAGACCAAGGGGCAGAGGAUGAGAGAAAAAUAGUGUGGGAUGAGAUCCAUGUGCCAAAGGAGGAGAGAACAGACACAGAAGAGAGCUCCAUAGUGGACGUCAGUCACACCACCCUAGAACGAGAGAGCGGAGAACGACUGAAGGUCGUGGAGGAGAACCCAUACGCUGAGAUAGAGCAAAGGAGGAACUCUGAGACCGAAAAACUCCUCAAAGAGUGGAGAGAAAGACAUAAAGAGUACAGAGAAACAAGAGAGAGGGACCCAACAGACAGUAGGAGGACAGAACCAGAGAUAGGUCCAUCUUCACAUCCCAGUGGAGAGUACCACCACCAUGGGAUCCCUGUAGUUGACCAAGCCACCUCUGACCAGAAUGACCCUGGAGUGAUGAGCCCAGAGGAAGCUGUGGCCAUCUGUAUAAGGGGAGCCUGGAGCACAGAAGAGGAGGCCAAGCGCCACUCCCAGGCCUCACACAUGAAGUGGGCCAAGAACGUAUUGAGCGAGAUCCUUGGCAGCUCGGAGGAACACGCCCUUGGCAACCCCCAGCCAGAGUCACAGGGAGGUCAAGAGGUCAGCCAGACUGCGAGAGGGACCGAGAGGGUAGAAGAGGAGCUAGAGGAAGAAAAGGAUGAGACGCCAGAGGGGGGAGGAGCCUCAACCGUCUACGCCACGGUUCAGAAGAGGACGAAGCGUGGGAGGAAGUCGGUGGAGGCGAGGCUGGCUGAACGGGAGGCAGAGCCAGGGAAGGUGGAGGAUGAGAGAGGUACAGGGAAGAAACUAACAGACAUGCAUGCUGAGGCUUUCACAGCUAUGCUUGGUGAUGGCAAACCCAUAGACAUGCAUUCUGCCCUGACCCUAUACAAUACUCAUGGUGACACACCUACAGACAGACAGGGAGAGGAAGUGGAGGGUAACAAUGUGUGUACGUUCAGACAAACAGACAGUCAUAUACAUAUCCAGGUAGAGAUGGUGACAGAGGUUGAGGGUGAGAUAGAGAAAGGGGUCGAAGUUGGGGACGAGGUUCAUAUACUGGAUGCAGAGAAAGAAGCGAAUGCCCAGAAAGAGGAAGAUCUGUUUCUCUCUGUGAGCAACACCCUGUACAAACCAACCAGCUGCCCCAGCCUUAUAUACAACACUGAUUCAGAACAACCUAUCACCCCCAUAGAGGAAAAGACGGAGGAAGAAGGGGAGAAAGAGAGGACUGUGGGAGAGGGGGAAGAGAAUAGUGUGGUAGAGGGGAAGCAGGAAAGGAGGAUAGAGGAUGGGACCGAGGACAUUGGGAAAGUGGGAGAGGCGACUGAGGAGAGGAAAGUGGAAAGGGAGGAGGAGAAGAGGGUAGGAGGGGAAGAAGAGAGGAUGAGGGAGGGCAAGGAAGAGAGUAAAAAAACGGGAGGAGGGGGGGUGAAGAGCACUUGUAGUUUCCAAGAUUUGGGCACCGAUGUUCAGUUUCGGAGGCGGGGGUUCCGCAAGACAACAGAAAGAAGAAACGAGGAAGAAGAAGAAGGAAGAGAAGAUGCGAGGGAUCGCAGAACAAGAAUAUUCCAGGCGUCAGAUGAUGAGGAGGAGGAGGUGAGCUUCAACUGGGGAGACGUGGACCUGAGGAAUGUCACGGAUACCAUCAGAAUGGCUAGGAGGAACUCCAAAUUUUACAAUUCCCAGCUCUACCAGGAGUACAGUGAGACAGCUCAGAACAGGGAGAUCCUCAGUCAGUCUUGCUCUGACGCCCUCUCCAUCUACGAGGAGCUCCCUGUCCACCUGUCCCCUGUACCCUCCUCCCUGGCCCCCUCGCUCCCUCCGGCCCUCCGGCCCUUACCCCGUCUCCCCCCAGUCAUCCACCCCCACUCUCUGUCCCACUCUGGCUCUACCUCCAGUGGCACCAGUGCCAAGUUCCUGCCCGUACCACAGCCGCCCCAGGCACCCCCAGGCAGGCCUCCCUCUCCCCGCCUCUCCAUCUCCCUCACCCAGUCCCCCAGCCUGUGGCAGGAGAUCCCUGAGGUCAGGACCAGUGCUGAGUUUGGGGAGCUGACUGACGACCAGAGACGCCUGCAGGAGGUGCAGUUUGAGGUUGUAACUUCAGAAGCGUCGUACUGUCGUAGUCUGGAUAUUGUGGUGGAUCACUUUGUCAAGUCUAAGCAGCUCGGGGAGCUGUUGACUACUCAGGACAGGAGCUGGCUGUUCUCCAGGCUGGCUGAUGUUCGAGCCAUCAGCCAUAGUUUUCUGUCGAAGCUGGAAGAGAGGGUGGAAUCUGAUAUGAUGCACUUCACCGUGUGCGACAUCAUUGCUCGCCACUGUCAACGCUUCAAGAAGGUCUACGUGCCCUACCUCACCAACCAAUCAUAUCAGGAUGCCACUUACCAGAGACUCAUGGAUGAGAACCAUGGGUUCAGGCGGGUAGUGGAGAAGUUGGAACGCAGUCCAGUGUGUCAGCGUCUUCCUCUUCGCUCCUUCCUCAUCCUCCCCUUCCAGAGGAUCACAAGAAUCAAACUCCUUGUGCAGAACAUUGUGAAGAGAACAGCCCAAGGCACAGAGGAGGAGGUCCAGGCCAUCAAAGCUAUGAAGCUACUGGAGAGAUUGAUCCAGGAGAGCAAUGACAGUAUUACUCAAAUGAAGAGCAUUGAGUCGCUGGUCUCUCUCAGUGCCAGAGUGGACUUUGAAUGCAGGACUCUCCCCCUGGUCAGUCAGUCUCGUAGGCUGGUGAGAGAGGGACCGGUGACUGAGAUGAUGGAUUUCUCUCUGAAGGAGACAGAGAGGAGUGUCUACCUUCACCUUUUCAAUGACUACCUGCUGCUGUCGCUGAACAAAGAAGGGGGCAGGUUCACGGUGAUAGACCAUGCUCCAGUGUCAGAACUGAGAGCUGAGAACUGUCGGGUCAAACUGCACUCUCUAGAGAAGAACCUUUUCCGCCUCCACCUUAACAAGAAAGCCCUGCUACUUAGCACCGACACACAAGGUGAUAAACUGCGUUGGAUCUCAGCUGUCUCCAGGCCCCAUCCUGUUAUUGACUACUCUGCAGAACAAGACUUCACACAGAUGCAGUGCAUCCGAGCCUUCGUUGCCCACCAACCAGAUGAGCUGUCCCUGGAGAAGGCGGAGGUCAUUCUCGUCCACCAGCAGAGCAGCGACGGUUGGGUGGAGGGGACCAGGCUGUCAGACAGACACAGAGGAUGGACUCCUGAGUCCCAUUUGGAAACCAUAGCCAGCCUCAGGGUCCGACAGCGCAACCUGCUGGACGCUCUAAAAAUUACGACAGCCACGGCUGCCGUAUGACAAACCAUCCACUGCCUGACUGCGCUGGGGGAAUCCUAGUCACUGUGUAUCAAUGUGGUUUAGUUACUGUGGAGCUGUGGAUUUGGACAGUGGAUGAAACAUAGUGUUUCAGACUGGAGUUGUCCCUCCCGGCCUCACCCUGCUUAUUGGGGAUGAAUGGCAAGGGGAUGAAUGGCGUUAGAGGGGGUGCCUUAGAGAGAGGCACUGGACUGACAUGAAUACCUUUAACACUUACAGGAGUGUCAACGUAAAUGAUUGGAGGGGUUUGGAGGUGCCUGGGAGUGUCUAGGGUAGCCUUGUAAAUCAAACCCUGGCAAUGAAUGUCGAUGGACUGUUACAGGAUCUAUUGGAAAUCAGCCAUCUAAGAACAUCAGUGGAUUGAGGACCUGUGGCCCCGGAGAAGGACAGAAGUUUCUCCAUAACUACUUUACUUGGGGACUUUAAAAAGACAUGGUAUGGGCCUCCUGAGUGGCACAGUGGUCUAAGGCACUGCAUUGCAGUGCUAGAGGCUUCACUACAGACCCGGGUUCGAUCUCAGGCUCUGUCAAAGCCGGCCGUGACCCGGGAGACCCAUGAGGCGGCAUACAAUUGGCCCAGCGUCGUCCGGGAUAGGGGAGGGUUUGGCCGGCUGGGAUGUCCUUGUCCCAUCGUGCUCUAGUGACUCCUGCACGCUGACUUCGUUUGCCAAUUGUACGGUGUUUCCUCCACAUUGGCUGGCUUCUGGGUUAAGCAAGCAGUUUUGGAAGAUGCCUGGCUCUCGACCUUCGCCUCUUCUGAGUCAGUACAGGAGUUGCAGUGAUGAGACAAGACUGUAACUACCAAUUGGAUAUCACAAAAAAGGGGUAAAAAGUACAAAAACUAAAAAAAGACAUGUUGGCAGUGUUUUGCAAUAGAGGUUAUUGUCUUUGAACAAAAUGGUUCUAUAUAUUCAGGGAAAUCUAUUAUUUGUGUAUAUUACAAAGAUUUUCAUAAAUUACUUUUAUGGUGGGUACUUAUUGGCUGACGGCUCAAAUUGAAUACUUCCGCUGCUCUAUGUUCACUACAUACUUCAGUCUAAGACUGCCAUCGUUGAAGUCGUUUGUGGUGACGUCUAAAUGAGGGGUGUUGUACAAAUCAAAUUAAUCAGCGAUUUGAUCAUCUUUAACCAAUCAGAGUAUCAAAGCCAAUGACAAAUGUUUUAAACGCCCCUUUACCGACGUGUGCUCUGGAUCUGGCCCAACCCAUCGGUUUCUGGGACCAAUCAGAAUGUGUUUGCUUUCUAGAAAUCGUCAGGGAGGUACUCAGAUUCAGAUCCGGAGAAGAAACUAAUGUCUGUGAGCAUGGCGUAGCAUUUGGCUGGAGCAAGGAGUUUGAGUAGCCAGGCAAGGAUACUUAAUCCCCUUUGAGAUACAGAAGACUAUGAGAUAAAGAGAUGCACAUUGUUAAGAAUGUUGAAAGGGCUGUAAGUGCAAUACAUUUCCAGGACUGUGCAUGUAGCCUACACAAUUUGAUUUUAUGGCAAAAGAGGUGCAAUGAUCAAAAUAAGCUGUUCUGUCUGUGUUGAGGAGACUGAGAAAGUAUGCUUUGGAAAUAAAUGACGAUACUCAUGAA